UGUACAUUCAGGCAGUUCGUUUUUUCAUUUAAAACAAAACAUAAAAAAUAGAAAAACCACUCGUUUUUUCAUUUUUUGUUUUCGAAUUCAAAACGAAAAUUCAGAUAACGGACCGUCAUCCGUUUUCCGAUUUUGUGCACAAAACGAAAAUGGAAAAAACGGAUAACGAGCGCUCAGAUUCCAUUUUUGAUUUUUCGUCUGAGGCAGGGGCGUGACCCGGAAGUAGUAAUAGCACGUAGUGGACAACGGAAGACCGCGAAAAAGGAAAAAAAAAAAAGAGCGAGAGAAACUUUUGCAGCAGAAUGGAGAGCUUCAUUUUAUUUAAAGAAAAUAAAAGGGUUACCCUCAGAGCCGAGGACAUGACAACAGAAAAGAUUUCUGUUAUAUUCCAGGUAGAAAAGCAGACAGUCUAUUUGACAGACGACACAAAUGUGGCGAUUUUCCCGAGAUCAGACGGGGACUUUAAUUGUUUUGACCUAAUCACGAGGGGCCACUACGAGGUUCAUGGAAACGGCACUCCAGUGGAAAGACCGGCUGCUACAGAUGUUCCGCAUCGUUUUCAAUUUCAUCGCCCCCAAAGCGCUUUAGGCAGCACUCCACGAGCUACCGUGACCAAAACAUUUCAAAGGAACAUCUUCAUUGGGGAAGUUGUGCUUGGGAGGCUGGAAUCCAGUAAGACUGUUUCAGUGAGGUUCUCAGAGUUGGAGGCUUGUGUUGGGACCAUCAUGGCCAAAGUGAAAGAUGCGAUUGGCCAAGAUGUGACGAUUAUUUUGACAGAUAGCCUGGGAAAUGAAAUAGUUGACUCUGAAGGAACUAGGGGGUCAACCUACUGGAAGCAAAACUCCAGAAAAGUGUUUGCAGUGCCAGAAGAUCAGAUGGGGCAGCUUCAGAGUGGUAAAAGGAGAAGGCUCAGCCAUAGAGAAGAUGUUGGGCUACAGGAGGCUGUAGAAAAUAUAGAGGAGCUGGUCGAGGCAGCCCAGGGACUGAAGGACGUUUCCAAAGCGAUAAAGGAGUUGAGUGGACUGGCACAUUCGACACUGACGACAACUUUGUCAUUGUCAGAAGCUGAAGUAGCUUCUUUAAAAUCUGUGUUUGGUUGUCUGGUCUGCAAAGGUCCUGUUGAUAAGCCAAUGUUCUCAACUUGCUGCAGAAGCCUCAUUGGUUGUAGGAGGUGUAUCGAGGAGUGGAGCAACAUCCACACUCACUGCCCCAAGUGUCGGGCAGUGGAUUUAGAGGACCGCAUCCAUGAAGUGGCUGGGCUUUCUGAAGCUCUGGCACCAUUUGAAAGAUUGUUCUUAUAAUAUUGUUGUGGCUGGCCACUUGUUUGUGUUUUAUAUGUUUUAUUUAAACAGUUCUCUAAAUUGUAUUUUGUAGUUUACCUCUCUUUGAAGCACUUUAAGGUGUAGUUCCUCAAGUAAUGGUUUAUGAUGUGAAAUUAUUCAUGUUUCUAUGUUCUUAAAACAUGAAAUUCUCAUUAAGUUAAAAAUAAACUUGUUAUUUAAGCACUUUGAGGUGUAAUACCUUAACUGGUUAUUUGAUACAAUGUGAACUUAUGGAUUUAUCUUAUGGUUUUUAUACAUGCAUUUCAUAUAAACUAUUUUGAUCUAAACAGACUUAUUUAU
Molecule: messenger RNA, 1622 nt
Organism: Melanotaenia boesemani (Boeseman's rainbowfish)
Lineage: Eukaryota; Metazoa; Chordata; Actinopteri; Atheriniformes; Melanotaeniidae
Exons: 6
Coding region: 303-1301 (332 amino acids)
Source: RefSeq, a predicted model, not a curated record